Messenger RNA from Clonostachys solani, 2946 nucleotides. The record is from the annotation of a GenBank genome assembly. Lineage: Eukaryota; Fungi; Ascomycota; Sordariomycetes; Hypocreales; Bionectriaceae.
AUGUCCAACAAUCAAGACGUUCAUAAUUCCUUUGAGAGCGAUUGGACAAGCUUCCGGCGCAUAAUAGAAGAGCAGAUCGGGGCGGUUCAAAAUGAGGAAGAUUUGGUACAAUCUAAAAAUGCAGAGCUGGACUCAGCCAUCUCUCAGGCUCGCGAGCUUGUUAACACAACGCCAGAUUGCCACAAAGACAAACCAGACAGGCUGUACUCCCUAGGGAAACGGCACCAGAAUAGGUACCUGAGCUUUUUGCCAUCAGGACCCUACUUGAGUGGCCACUUGAGUCAAGAUUAUCAAAAGAGAAAGGCAGCGGAGAUAACAGAGGCUGUACGAUUAUUUGAAGAGGCACUCGCGAGGACACCAGAAAGACAUCCCAAAAGGCCACUCUGGCUGCAUUCUCUCGGAACAGGACUACAGGCACAAUAUUUCGAGACUGGGGAGAUAGAUAAACUCGAGACUGCUAUUAUUAGGCUGGAGGAAGCGGUAAACGCAACACCGCACUAUGAUUCCUUCCUCCCAGAUCGCCUACGCUCACUGGGGUCUGCCUAUCGCAGCAAGUAUGACUUAACCGGAAUUAUCGAAGAUUUGGAGUUAGCAUUCCAACAUCAUCAGAGAGCAGUCGAGGCUACGAACUCGGAUGACGCAGAGUGGACGAAUCGGCUGUUUAACCUCGGGGAGCUGCACUUCACACGAUACAAGCGCUUGAAUGCAAUCGCAGACUUGGAAGCAGCCUUGGAGAAGUUCCAAAAAGUAAAUAGUGCAACCCGAAGCGAUGAGCCAGAACUUGCAGAAAGAUCGCAAGCUCUGGCAAAUGUCCUGUACGAGAGGCACUUGAGGCUAAAAACUCGCAAGGACCUCGUGAUGUCCAUCGGCUUUUUUGGCGAGGCGCUUAAUGAAUCGCGGACUCCUCUGCUCCGGGCUCAUAUGCUCCAUUCGAUUGGCCUAGCUCAUCAAGCAAUGUUCCGUGAAGAAGGAGCACCGAUGUUGAUCAACAUAUCAAUUGCGUAUCACCAAAGGGCCCUCGAUACAAUGCCGAGUGAUCAUAAAGGACGGGGAGAGUUCUUACAUUCUCUAGGUGAAAGUCAUUUUCUGAAGUACGACUCGGGGGCAAGCAGAGGAACAACAGAUAUAGACAGUGCGUGUCAACGAUUUCAAGAAGCGCUGGAUGAAACGCCAAAUGACCUACCAGAGCGAACAAAGCGCCUCCAUUCUCUCUGCAAGGCAACCAUCUACCAAGCCGUGGAAGCAGGACGUGAUCCAAGUGCAGUACAGAUCCUACAACACCUACAUGAAGCCUUUGCCAAUACCUCAUCCCCAACUUCGAGCCGAAUUCGUGUAGGGAAGCAGUUAUAUGCGCUGCAUGUAGAAUGUGAAGAGUGGUCGCUUGCCUCCGAAGUGGCCCAAAUGACUAUUUCUCUGAUUCCUAAACUCGCGCCUCGCUCUCUUGAGAAUCCAGACAAGCAGAACUUACUCGCCGAGGUGGCCGAUAUCGCCUCUGAUGCUGCCGCACUUGCCUUGAAGACAGGCAAACCCCCUUAUGAGGCCAUUCGACUCCUAGAACUUGGGCGUGGAGUACUCGGCGGGUCGCUGAGAGAACUGCGCACGGAUAUAUCCAAGCUCCAGGCGAAAAAUCCUAGAUUGGCAGAGGAAUAUUGCAGGAACCGAGAUCAACUGGAGGCCUCGACAUCGUCCGCUGAUCGGUUCAAUCAGCGGUAUGAGGCGGGACAAAACAUUGAGCGAACGAUCCGAGCCAUUCGGCAACUUCCCCAGUUUAGUCAAUUCAUGAUGGGACCUUCCGAAGAUGAAAUGAAAGCACUCGCUGUUAUGGGGCCGAUUGUCAUUAUUAACGUCAGCUACUACGGUUGCCAUGCUCUUAUCGUGGAGAAGAGUGGGAUCAAAGCACUGAAACUUCCAGGUAUGAGGAGAGAGGGUAUGAGGUUUCGUGGACUAAGUUUGAACCUGUUGGGUUGGCUAUGGGACGUAAUUGCAGAUCCCAUUCUUAACGCGCUUGGAUUCACAGAGACACCAAAGGGCGAGUGGCCACGUGUGUGGUGGAUUCCAACUGGGCGCCUGGCCAAAUUUCCUCUUCACGCAGCAGGGCAUCAUGUUGAUGGAUCCUCACGAGUAGUCUUGGAUCGGGUCAUUUCAUCCUACAGUUCCUCGAUACAAGCACUUAUUCAAAACUAUGAGAACGAUUCUACGGCAGGGCGUUUGAAAGAACUAGGCAAGAUCCUCUUGGUCGGCAUGGAAAAGACGCCAGGUCAUAUGAACCUCCCCUUCGUUCCGCGGGAAAUCGACAAGCUCCGAAGCAUUUGUGGAUCCAUGGAGGUCCAUGUAGCUGGAGGUGACUCUUCCCUGGAAAGCAUCCUAUCGGCCUUGAAGGACUGCGACAUCUUUCAUUUUGCGGGCCACGGUCACACCAACCCGUCAGACCCGUCAUAUAGCUCUUUGCUUCUGGGGGAUGGUGGCAAGCAGCUCACUGUAUCAGCUCUCCUGAAGAUGAAUCUAUGGACGCGAAUGCCGUUUCUCGCCUAUCUAUCCGCUUGUGGAACCGGGCGAAUCAACCAUGAUGAACUUAUCGACGAGGCCCUUCAUCUGAUCAGUGCUUUCCAACUUGCCGGCUUCCGACAUGCCAUUGGCACUAUGUGGGAGGUCAAUGAUGAACUAUGUGUAGAAGUCGCGGGUGCUACGUACCAGUGGAUGAAGAGCCACAAUAUGAGUGAUGCUUCUGUGAGUGAGGGUCUUCAUCGAACGAUCCGGGAGCUUCGUGCCAAGUGGGUAACUGAAAAUGAACUUCGAGCGGCUAAGCGCAUGUCAGAGAGUGAGAAAAGAGACGGCAUUAUUAACCAUAAAACAGGUUCGUUUGAAGGGUUGGCGAGGGACAUGAUCCUUAUCCCAGAAGAGGAGUUACCACUUUCUUGGGUUCCAUAUGUUCACUUUGGCUUUUAA